GGCCUGUGCCGGGGCCGCGCCCGGGAGCGCGCACGGGGGCGAUGGGGCUGCGGCGGCGGCGGCGCCGGGGGGGCGCGGGGGGGGCGCGGCCCGGGGGGGGAUCCCGGGGGGGGGUCCCGGCGCUGCUGCCGCUGCUGCCGCUGCUGCUGCUGCUGCCCGCGGGCGGCGGCGCCAAGUACGUGCGGGGCCGCAUCAGCACCAAGGAGGACUGGGUGUUCCUGACCCGCUUCUGCUUCCUCUCCGACUACGGGCGCCUCGAUUUCCACUUCCGAUACCCCGAGGCCAAGUGCUGCGAGAACAUCCUGCUCUACUUCGACGACCCCUCGCAAUGGCCGGCCGUCUACAAGAAGGGCAACAAGGACUGCCUGGCCAAGGAGUCGGUGAUUCGCCCCGAGAACAACCAGGUCAUCAACCUGACCACGCAGUACGCCUGGUCGGGCUGCCAGGUGCUGCUGGAGGACUCGGUGCGGUACCUGAGCUGUGCCAGCGGCCGCAGCUUCCGCUCCGUCCGCGAGCGCUGGUGGUACGUGGCCCUCAGCAAAUGUGGGGGCGACGGGCUGGAGCUGGAGUACGAGAUGGUGCUGACCAACGGGAAAUCCUUCUGGACCCGGCACUUCUCCGCCGAUGAGUUCGGCAUCCUGGAGACGGACAUCACCUUCCUCCUCAUCUUCAUCCUCAUCUUCCUCAUCUCCUGCUACUUCGGCUACCUGCUGAAGGGCCGGCAGCUGCUCCACACCACCUACAAGAUGUUCAUGGCGGCCGCGGGCGUGGAGGUGCUCAGCCUGCUCUUCUGCUGCGUCUACUGGGGCCAGUACGCCUGCGACGGGGUCGGCAGCAGCAGCCUCAAGAUCCUGGCCAAGCUGCUGUUCUCCAUCAGCUUCCUCAUCUUCCUCCUCAUGCUCAUCCUCCUGGGCAAGGGCUUCACCGUCACCAGGGGCCGCAUCAGCCACGCGGGCUCGGUCCGGCUCUCGGUGUACAUGACGCUGUACAGCAUCACCCACGUCGUCCUGCUCACCUACGAGGCCGAGUUCUUCGACCCCGCGCAGGUGCUCUACACCUACGAGUCGCCGGCCGGGUACGGGCUGAUCGCGCUGCAGUUCCUGGCGUACGCGUGGUUCUGCUACGCCGUGCUGGUGACGCUCAAGCGGGUGCCCGAGAAGCAGCCGUUCUACCUGCCCUUCUUCGCCGCCUACACGCUCUGGUUCUUCGCGGUGCCGGUGACCGCGCUCAUCGCCAACUUCGGGAUCCCCAAGUGGGCGCGGGAGAAGAUGGUGAACGGGAUCCAGCUGGGCACCCACCUCUACGCGCACGGCGUCUUCCUGGUGAUGACGCGCCCCUCGGCCGCCAACAAGAACUUCCCGUACCACGUCCGGACCUCCCAAAUCGGGGCGGGGGGGGACACGGGGGGGGACACGGGGGGGCCAGGGGGGUUCCCGUUCCCCCCCCCCCCCCAAGGCUACGGCAACGUCACCUUCAUCAGCGACUCCGUCCCCAACUUCACCGAGCUCUUCUCCAUCCCCCCCCCGGCACGCGGCGGAUCCCCCACGGCACAGAAGCUGGUGGAGGAGACGGCGGCGGAGCGGGGCCCCCCCCCCCCCCGGGCGCGUGGUGACCACGACGGAUCUGGGGGCCCCCCCCCGCCCCCCCGAAGGGCGCAGGGAUGGGGGGCGAGGGCCGGGGCCCCCCCGUGCAGCUCCAGGCGCCCCCCGGCCCCCCCCUCGCCAACGGCUUCACCGAGUACUUCAGCAUGCACGGGGGGGGGGCGCACCUCUAGCCCCGGGGGGACCCCCAAAUCCUGCCCCGGGGGACCCCAAAUCCUCGGCGUGCUGGCCGCUCUGGCCCCGCCCCUCGCUGCUCCGCGGCCUCUCUGGUUUCUCGUCUCGCUGCUCCGGGCCCGGGAGUCCGCCUCCGCCCUGAGGAGCCGCCGCUAG
This is a messenger RNA of Grus americana (Whooping crane), 1931 nucleotides long. It is a transcript of the gene TMEM145, whose product is annotated as transmembrane protein 145. The coding region runs from base 42 to 1931 and encodes 629 amino acids. NCBI's taxonomy places the organism in Eukaryota, Metazoa, Chordata, Aves, Gruiformes, Gruidae. Gene Ontology annotation, biological process: G protein-coupled receptor signaling pathway; response to pheromone. The transcript is spliced from 16 exons. The record is from RefSeq and is a predicted model, not a curated record.